This is a messenger RNA of Phasianus colchicus (ring-necked pheasant), 2028 nucleotides long. RefSeq names its product pyruvate dehydrogenase kinase 4 (gene PDK4). The record is from RefSeq and is a predicted model, not a curated record. Lineage: Eukaryota; Metazoa; Chordata; Aves; Galliformes; Phasianidae. Gene Ontology annotation, biological process: regulation of glucose metabolic process; protein phosphorylation. Gene Ontology annotation, cellular component: mitochondrion. Gene Ontology annotation, molecular function: pyruvate dehydrogenase (acetyl-transferring) kinase activity.
CGUGAAGGUGCUGCCACAGGCGGAGGGGCGGCGAGAACCUUGCUGGCACCCGGCGCCUCGCCGACUGACCGACCGAGCAUCUCCCGACCGCCGCCUCUACAGCCAUGAAAGCCGCCCGCAUCGCCCUGCGUACCGCUGUCCCCCUGACCGGGGCCGGCGGCGUCCGCAGCAGCCGCUUGCCGCGGGAGGUGGAGCAGUUCUCCCGCUUCUCCCCCUCCCCGCUCUCCAUCAAGCAGCUGCUGGACUUCGGCUCGACUAAUGGAUGUGAAAGGACUUCCUUUGCAUUCUUGCGACAAGAGCUCCCCGUGAGGUUUGCGAACAUACUGAGAGAAAUAGAGCUCCUUCCUGAUAAAUUGCUAAGCACCCCAUCAGUGCAGUUGGUGAAAAGCUGGUACAUCCAAAGUCUAAUGGAGCUGGUUGAGUUCCAUCAGAAAAGCCCAGAUGACCAAAAAGUCUUAUCUGAAUUUAUAGAUACAUUAAUUAGAGUUCGAAACAGACAUCACGAUGUAGUCCCUACAAUGGCACAAGGAGUAAUUGAAUACAAAGAUAUGUUUAAAGUAGACCCUGUCACCAAUCAAAACAUUCAGUACUUUUUGGAUCGUUUUUACAUGAGCCGCAUUUCCACCCGGAUGCUUAUGAACCAACACACCCUUCUUUUUGAUGAUAAAUCCAGAUCAGGUCACCCGAGGCACAUUGGAAGUAUUGAUCCUUGCUGUGAUGUUGUUGAGGUAGUGAAUGAUGCUUUUCAAAGUUCCAAGAUGCUAUGUGACCAGUACUAUUUAACAUCUCCAGAACUGAAGCUUAAUCAAGUAAAUGGAAAACUUCCAGGAGAGCCAAUUAACAUUGUCUAUGUUCCAUCUCAUCUUUUUCACAUGCUUUUUGAGCUCUUUAAGAAUUCAAUGAGAGCAACAGUUGAAUUUCAAGAGAACAGUCCUUCCCUCUCUCCAGUUGAAGUAACAGUUGUUCUAGGACAAGAAGACCUGGCCAUUAAGAUCUCUGAUAGAGGAGGUGGUGUUCCAGUAAGGAAAAUUGAGCAGCUGUUUAGCUACAUGUAUUCCACAGCACCAAGACCAAGGAUGGAUGAUGGUCGGCAAACUCCUCUUGCUGGCUUUGGAUAUGGCUUGCCAAUUUCCCGUCUAUAUGCCAAAUACUUCCAAGGAGACUUAAAUCUUUACUCCAUAUGUGGCUAUGGAACAGAUGCUAUUAUCUACUUGAAGGCCCUAUCAACAGAAUCAGUAGAAAAACUUCCGGUUUUUAACAAAUCUGCUUCCAAACAUUACCAAACAACUUCAGAGGCAGAUGACUGGUGCAUCCCAAGUAAAGGCCCAAAGCAGACUGCAGCUCUCUGAAGGGAAGUGGAUAUCAAAGGCAUCCAAGGGAUCAAGCUGGCUUAUCAGAGACUAGUGUUUGGAAGUACUCAUCUACCUCCAAACAGGCAAAUUCUUCUGUUGCAGGACUGGCAGAAGAGGAAGAAGCUAAAGAUGUUAUAGCCUAGGCUGUAUACAUUAAACGUAAAGUCUUGCUGUGAACUUCAGGCUGAAGAAGGGAUAUGUGUAUAGAGGAAACUCAGGCUAUUUUUGUUAUGAUCAAAGACUUUAUGUGGUAGAGGUGUGCAAUUUGAAUCCUGUCUAAUGCUUGAAUUUUGAGACUGAUAAAAAAAAAUGUCAGUUAAGCUGGUAUAUAUCUUUCUCCUAGAAUAGAUAUCAGCAGCUCAUUUUACAGAACUCCUCAGGUAGAUGUACCUGUAUUAAAAGCUGCAUUUAGAACACCUGGAAAAUAUCCUUUCACCUUGCUAUAAGACUGCCAUGUUAUAAACAUCAUCCAAAUAGAUCCUGACUGGGAAGGAGGGAGGGAGCCCUGGUAAGAAAGUGUUUUCCACAUGUAAGGAAGUCAUGUCUUAACAAAAGAAGCAAUCCGAUAUUCCAGUAAUCAUUCUUAAGUGAUGCCUUGCUCUGAGUUACACUUCAUUUUGUGUUUCUUCAAGCUGUUGAUGGAAAAGCUAGUGAAGCAAGACUCCUGUGCAUAAGG